Messenger RNA from Mugil cephalus (flathead mullet), 6875 nucleotides. RefSeq lists its product as uncharacterized. The record is from RefSeq and is a predicted model, not a curated record. The transcript is spliced from 15 exons. Gene Ontology annotation, molecular function: protein binding; guanyl-nucleotide exchange factor activity. Lineage: Eukaryota; Metazoa; Chordata; Actinopteri; Mugiliformes; Mugilidae. Gene Ontology annotation, biological process: intracellular signal transduction. Bases 126 to 5783 code for a protein of 1885 amino acids.
UCUGGGACUUGUCUGAAAAGUAAAAUGCGUCUAUCGGAGGCUCCGGGGGGGAACGUCCACUGUGCAUAGGUGCUGUUUGGUCUGGGACAUGGCGCCAGUCCGGACCCCUCUCUGAGAGCUCGCUAAUGGACUUCAGGAGCAGAGACCCGGACACGGGAGGCGGAGAGGAGCCGAGCGGCGGGGGGCGGUCGGAGGGGGACCUGGACCCGGACAUGAACCUGGACCUGGAUCGGUCCUACCUGCUGUACCGGAGCGCCGGGUUAAACGUGGCGGCUUACCUGCUCUGCUGGAUCCUGCUCAGGUGGUACCAGAGACUCAGAUGCCAGUGUGCCGCUUCUCAGACCCAUGGAGUCCUCCUAGACUCUCCCAGUGUCUCUGACAGAUUAAACUCAGAGCGGGAGGCGUUUGGUGCCGACACACCGGAUGAAUGUUAUGAAUCCUGCUCCUGCCACAGUGGAACCCUAUCCAGCGGCUCUCUGCAGGGACUGGAUGAUGCUGAUAUCUGCCAGCGAGCUGCAGGUUGCAGGUUCUCCACUGGACUCGAUAAAGUCCGACGGAGAGAGACAUUGUCAGAUGCUUCAGAGACUAAUGUCAGGAGGAAAAGUCCAGAAAACCAUGUGGAUUGUAAUGCUCCCAGAGACCAGAGAUCAGCUGUGACCAGACCCUGCCCGAGGAAUGCAAUACUAGCACAUGACUUCCUCCAUGAGCCGCCCGAGGAGAGCACACAGUCAGACAGUUUACAUACUAAACGCCAGCAGGUAAAUGCUCUAAAAGACUCUGGAAAGGUGAAGCUCUAUGUGCAGCACGGAGAGAGGAGUCCAAACAGAAUCAGAGGCUUGACCCAGACUGAAGCAUGUAUGACACUAACUGCUAAAGAGGAGACGACUGUGGAGACGGGGACGACUCAGACAGACGACACAAAGUCAGACGUGAAAAAUAAAAAAGGGGAAGAAACAUUAGAAACAUGUUAUACUUUAAAUGGAUGCUACAGAGAACAUGGGCACUGUGCGAACAGUGUGUACUUAUCAGAUAAUACAACACAUCCCAUAGCAGAGAGCCACUGUAGAGAUGCACCAGACAGAAUUGUUACACCAGAACAGUCUGAAUGCGGAAUAAAUCUAACAAGAGACGUUAUUGCAGCAAGUCCAGAGCUCAGAGACACACAUGAUGCACAGAACGGGUCAGAGAUCCAGCCUCAGGGUCACGCUACUAGAGCAAAACCCCAGGACAAGGAUCAUCAGGAUCAAGAUCAGGACCUGGAUCAGCCCUGUUUCCAUGACAGGUCUACAACUGAGGGAACUGAACCAUCUGGGUCAGGGAAUGAAUUCUGUCCCUCCACCACAUCUCCCACAUCUUCUCCUCCAGUGGAGCUCUGUGCUACUGGACCUACUGUUCUUCCAAACAUUUCAAAACUUCUCCCCCCCGUCCUUUUGGCCAACAAGGAACAGCUCGCUGAGAGGCACUCUGAUCCAAAUCGACCUAAGAAUGCAAGGUCACAAUCAGGACUCGUUCCAGGCCAGACUCAGGGUUUAAUCCCUAAUCUCUUGGAGCAGGAGGUGGCUACGAUAGAAACCCCCACUCUUGUGCAGCUCCUUUCUGGGAGGCCGGAGCCGGGGCAUCAUUAUGUGGAAGACUUUUCCUUUUCUCCAGGCAGCUGUGGAGCAGAGAGGAGGAGGGUAGGAUCCUCCUCCUCUCUGCUCCGUCACAACCAGACAGAAGAGGGGGGUGGCUGCCAUGUUUAUCCUGACCAGAGAACAACUGUGGAAGCUGUGAGUGAAGACAAACGUCCACAAUCACAGACUGUCUCAGAGGAGCCCUCUGAGGACGGUGACCCUGGUGUUUGUUCCUCUCGGCUCAGUGAGAAAAGAGAAAGUUCCUCUCUGACAAACACACCAGCUACUGUUGGCUCAGCUUCAGGCCUCUGUAUGCUGGAGAAACUGGACUUGAUGAAACCGAAACCCACAUCCCUUCCUCUGGUGUCAGACACCAACAAUAACACCAAGGCAUCCAUUGACGGCCUGAAAAGAGGGAACGGUGUCGGCUGUUACUGCAAAAGCAAUGUGAAAAAAGCUUGCCCCUUGGUCCCCCCUCUGAGAUAUGCAACGCUUCAUCCACAGGCCAGACUCAGGGACAAGGAUGAGUCCUGGAAAGACUUCUCUGUUGAGCAGAGACCUAGGAGGGACUCGGAGGACUUUUUACCUGAGCUAGACCACCGUUGUCUUAUAAGCGUGUUUGAUACAGACAAGUUAGAGAAGAGUUGUGAUGCUACCAGAGUUGUAGAAAUUCCCCAAUAUUAUGACAGAGAUGAAGGCCUUCAGCAGGAGAGGCAGGAGUUAAACCAACCAGGGGGUCAGAGCCUACCCAACAGAAGAGAGGACACACAGCAACAAGUUAAGAUGGUGAGCUGCUCGUAUCCUAACAUCAGCCCUGCUAAUAGUAACCUCGAGCCAAUCCUGGAGCUUCCCCACCACCAGACCACACAGGAGCCUGGUACCACUACUGCAUUAGAUCCUGAGGGGGGUGCAGAGAACCCUGGUCUGAGCAGUAGCAAUGAAAAACCGAACAAAAAGAACAGUCAGGCUGGAAAGAAGGGCUCUAAAUUCUCUGUCUUUGCUAAAAUGCCUUCUUUUAGGAAGAGUAAGGCCUCGAAAGGCUACAAAAGCCAGGAGGACCACCUUGCUUCUUCUGACGGAGAGGAGCCAGGGCCCCAGAGAGACACCUCAGAUGAUGACAACCUCAAACAAACUGUCCAGCAAGUGUUUUUUUAUCAGAGGGAAGAGGGAGACAGUGGCUUCUCCUCCUCUACCUCCUACGCUCGUCACGUCAGUGAGCUCUCCAACAAGGGCAGUGAGGACGGCGGAGGACCAGGUCCAGACCACAUCCUCCUCAGGCAGCUCGACUCAUCGCACGGGAAGAGCUACAAGAGGAGCAAGAGCAACGACACUAUAAACAUCCUCACGCGCUUCACACAAGCACACAGGUCCCUCUCCAGCUUUUUUGAGUCCCGUUUGAACGAUGGGGAGAGUUUGAGGGACGUGGAUCCUGGUAAAACCAAACCCUCCUGGAUGAGGCUGAAGAGGACGAACAAGUCUUUGCCACAAAGAGACUGCAGCAGCACAGCUAGGACCCAGGACUGGGAUAACUUCACAUUCCACCCACACCAUCCAGGGUCACCGUCCUCCCUCCGAAUCCUUUGCCACACUGACCCCAUCUCCAACCGCAGGGCUCCUCAGAGAAGUCAAACCCAACACUCAGAUGGAUGCAAAACCGAGCAGUCGAGAGAAAGAUGCUCACAUCGUAGUCUACCUACCUUCUUAGAAGACCUCUCCAGCCCUGUCACACCUUUGAGCCCAUCCACUCCUAACAACCAGCAUUCACCGUCUCCGACAAGACCCCACCCAGGGGCCAGCAAGAGCUCUCCUGAGACCCCCCAAAGACCAAUGAGCCCUAAACCUAACACUCCCAGGCCGGUGUGUCACCGGCAGGUUUCUCUCCACCCCCAGUCAACAAGGAGCAGCUCCAUCUCUCCCAUCAGUCACUCACUCAGCGUGGAGGGACUGACCGACCCCCCCGACAGACCGAGGACCCUGAAACCUUCAGCCAGCCCUCUGGCUCUAAGCCUUAGUCCACUGGAUGCAGCCGAGGGAAGAACAGACAAACGGUCACAACUCCUCCUCUCUGCCAACGGCUCCAUCAGUGACAUGGAGGCCACUCGGAGCUAUGCACGACCCUCCAGCCGCUCCAGGUCAGGUCAGCUGGAGGAGGAGGAGGGGGAGGAGGAGGAGGCGAAGGAGGAGGACAAGGCCUCGGCGUUCUGGGACUGGUCGCUGGAUGGACGGCCUCGGAGGAGACAGUGUUCAGAUGACCUCUGGAUUGAAGAGCAAAAGAAGUUCAGAUGCAAACGGGACGCAGCCAUGAAGAGGAGCACGGGUCAGCUUAGCACACCAUCGUCUGAGAACAUGGACAAAACAGAUGCUGGAGUCACUUCGGGAGCCCCUGCGGCGCCCCAGGGAAUGUCCCUCAAGGCCCAUGGCUUCUCUCAGAGCACCCCCACUGGUCUGGACUGUUUGGGCUGGAGACGAUGCACUUCCUACUCCUCGAUGGUUGUUCCUGACGGGGCAUCGGAGAAGGCAGGACUCGGGGAUGAGCUGGGCAGCGAAGAGGAUCUUUUGUAUGAAGAGUUUCGCAGUUCUGGACAUCGUUUUGGACACCCAGGAGGAGGGGGAGGAGAACAGCUAGCCAUCAAUGAGCUCAUCAGCGAUGGCAGUGUGGUUUAUGCUGAAGCUCUCUGGGACCACGUCACCAUGGAUGACCAGGAGCUGGGCUUCAAAGCUGGAGAUGUCAUCGAAGUAGUGGAUGCCACUAACAAGGAGUGGUGGUGGGGACGCAUCACGGACAGCGAGGGCUGGUUUCCUGCCAGCUUCGUUAGGUUGCGUGUGAACCAGGAUGAGCCCAUGGAGGAGUACCUGGCCCACCUGGAGGCCCAGGCCGGAGAGGAGGACCGGGCUGGUCUGGGCUUGUUACUGGGACCUGGUCUACCAUGUAAAGAGCAGAUGAGGACCAACGUCAUCAGUGAGAUCAUGAGCACAGAGAGAGACUACAUCAAGCACUUGAAGGAUAUCUGUGAGGGUUACGUAAAACAGUGCCGCAAAAGAACGGACAUGUUCAACGAAGAGCAGCUUCGUACGAUCUUCGGCAACAUCGAAGAGAUUUACAGAUUUCAGAGAAAGUUUCUGAAAGGUCUGGAAAAGAAGUUCAACAAGGAGCAGCCGUACCUCAGCGAGAUCGGCUGCUGUUUUCUUGAACAUAAAACAGAUUUCCAGAUCUAUUCAGAGUAUUGCAACAACCACCCUAAUGCCUGCAUCCAGCUCUCCAAACUGAUGAAGGUCAACAAGUACGUGUUCUUCUUCGAGGCCUGCAGGCUGCUCCAGAAGAUGAUUGACAUUUCUCUGGAUGGCUUCCUGCUCACCCCGGUUCAGAAGAUCUGCAAGUACCCUCUGCAGCUGGCUGAGCUCCUCAAGUACACCAACCCUCAGCACAGAGACUACAAAGAUGUGGAGGCAGCCUUAAAUGCCAUGAAGAAUGUCGCCCGGCUGAUCAACGAGAGGAAACGACGCCUUGAGAACAUCGACAAGAUCGCCCAUUGGCAGAGCUCCAUAGAGGACUGGGAGGGGGAGGACGUCCUCAGCAGAAGCUCCGAUCUCAUCUUUUCGGGGGAGUUGACCAAGUUGUCCCACCCUCAGGCCAAGAGUCAGCAGAGAAUGUUUUUCCUCUUUGACCAUCAGAUGGUUUACUGCAAAAAGGACCUCCUGCGCCGGGACAUGCUGUACUACAAGGGCCGGAUGGACAUGGACCAGAUGGAGGUGAUAGACAUGGAGGAUGGCAAAGAGAAGGACUUUAACAUCAGCGUGAAAAACGCCCUGAAACUCCAGUCUGUGGCUGGUGAUGAAGUCCACCUCCUGUGUGCCAAGAAGCCUGAGCAGAAGCAACGCUGGCUCCGAGCCUUCGCCGACGAGAGGAGGCAGGUCCAGCAUGACUACGAGACAGGUUUCUCUCUGACAGAAGUCCAGAAGAAACAGGCCAUGCUAAAUGUCUGCAAAAGCCAUCCAACAGGGAAACCGAAAGCCGUGACCAGACCCUACUACGAGUUCCUCCUGAGACAGAAACACCCCUCCCUCCCAGCUGCUCUGCCCCAGCAGCAGGUCUUCAUGUUGGCCGAACCCAAGCGCAAAACCUCCACCUUCUGGCACAACAUCGGCCGGCUGACCCCCUUCAAGAAGUGAACAGGGAGGAGGAGGAGGAGGAAGAGGAGGAGGAGGAAGCAGAGGGCUGGCUGCUGGUGCCUGAACAGAUCCUUUGUAAUGUUUGUUUGCAUCCCGCUCAGAGCUUUGGGCCCUCACUGAUAGACUGAUUUAUUGUAUAGAUGAAGAUGAUGAUGAGGAUGAUGAGGAGGAGAUUAUUUUUUGGAAGCACUUUAUUAGUUGGUUAACAAUCAGACCUGAGAGUCCAACACCAAGAGAUGUACUACUACCAUACCUUCAAUCAGCACGCACAGUAUUAAUACUACUACUGGUACUACUACUGGUAUUACUGGUACUGGUUAUACUGGUACUACUACUGGUACUACAGGUACUGGUGCUGCUGUCUCUGUUCCUUUCCACUGUUCUGCUGUGUUUUCAUUUGACAGAUGCCAACUGGUAACAGUGCCAGAUGAUUUGUUUUUUCUAUGUUGUUUGUCCUGUAUUAGGUAAAUGGAGGGUGGAGGGGGGAGUGGUGGUUGGGGUGUGUGUGUGGGUGGGGUGGGGUAGGGGUUCUUGUGCAUAUUUCUCUGUGCGCUGAUUUCAUUUCAGCAUCAUUUCAGCAGCGACUUUGUGACCUCCACCUACCAGGACCUGGCUUUGGAAUUUUCUGGUGCAUUUGUGGCAUUUGUGCAAACACAACAUCCCCCCCUUAUAAUGGAUCCCUCCAGCCCUGCUAUCUGUCCGUUUUUCCUUUAAUAUUUUUAUUUUUUAUUUUUGAAGUGCCAUUUGAAGUGCAUCGUGGAUGACUUACAGUGACAUGCAUGGAAGAAAAAAGAAAAAGCAAACUGUGAACACUCUGCAGACCCGUGCUAUAUUUAACCAGAUCCAGGAAACUACGACAGCAUCACUCUCUCUCUCUCUAUUCUCUCUCUCUCUUUCUCUUUCUCUUUUAUCUACCUGAUAUCUCGUGUUCUUGCUUUGUGUCUCUGGUCUCCGGUACGAUCUCAUGUGGAUCAGUGCAGCUCCGUGAUAUCGCUUGGUGCAUUCAGUGAAAUGAAACGCACUCCUUUUCUCACUUUUUUCUGUUCCAAUGUUUUAGCUUCUGACCGUAUUAAACAUUCCUAAUCUGACAAA